AUGGCAUUGCGUAUUUCUGAAUGGCGCAAGCUGCCUGUCAGUCUGGCCGAGCUCUGUAUCGAAACGACUUUGCGUUGCGGUCAAUCUUUUCGGUGGAAAAAGCUCAGGGACGAUGAAUGGACUUGCGCUCUCCACGGGCGAAUCCUUUCUCUCAAGCAGGACUCCACGCAUCUCCAUUAUCGAACGAUAUGGCCCAGCAUUUCGCGCUCAUUGAAGUCUUCUCCCUCUACGAAUGUGACUUCGGACCCUUCAGGCGAAGAUGCAGAUACCGAGGACUUGCUCAAGCAUUAUCUGAAUCUAUCUCCUGACUUAACAUCUCUCUAUGAACAAUGGUCUUCUGCCGAUUCGAAUUUCAAGAAGAGAGCCCCCAAAUUCACUGGAGUGCGGAUCUUGAAGCAAGAUCCUUGGGAAGCUCUCGUGGGAUUCAUUUGCAGCAGUAACAACAAUAUCGUGAGGAUAUCACAGAUGAUUAACAACCUGUGCUUGCAUUAUGGUCCUCUGGUAGGUCACGUUGACGACAUACCAAUACAUGAUUUCCCAACACCCUCAGCUCUUUCAGGGCCAGGUGUCGAGUCACGACUGAGGGGACUCGGAUUCGGAUAUCGUGCUGCGUAUAUCGCCAAAACCGCGUUAAUGGUUGCGAAGGAGAAGCCCGAAGGUUGGCUGGAGAGUUUGUGCAACAGACAGCCUUACGAUGGUAGCCUAGACCAAAAACCAUUACCUCAGGGAGGUCGCGAAGGUUACCGUAAAGCUCAUGAAGCAUUGCUUGAGCUCCAAGGAGUGGGACCAAAAGUUGCUGAUUGCGUGUGCUUGAUGGGCCUUGGCUGGGGCGAGGCUGUUCCUGUUGACACUCACGUAUGGCAAAUCGCCCAGCGAGACUACAAGUUUGGAAAGGGAAAGCACAAAAGUCUCACCAAAGCUACAUAUGAUGCUAUCGGAGAUCAUUUCAGACAACUGUGGGGUGAAGAAGCGGGAUGGGCUCAUUCGGUUCUUUUUGCUGCAGAUUUGAAGACAUUCUCGGAAAGACUGAAAACCAAGGUCGAAGCUGAAGUUGAUGACGUGAAGAUCAAACAAGAGGAUGAGCUUCUUCUGGAAUCCAAAGUGGUGCUAAAGCGGGAGUUUGAUGUGGGCGAGCUCAAGGAUGGGCCUCUUGAUGAGAAGAAGGAUUUUAGGAUUGAAAGCUCAAGAAGCCAAAGGGUAAAGCGGCGGAAGAUUGUGUGA
Messenger RNA from Drepanopeziza brunnea f. sp. 'multigermtubi' MB_m1, 1221 nucleotides. RefSeq lists its product as uncharacterized. Gene Ontology annotation, biological process: base-excision repair, AP site formation; nucleotide-excision repair; base-excision repair. Lineage: Eukaryota; Fungi; Ascomycota; Leotiomycetes; Helotiales; Drepanopezizaceae. Gene Ontology annotation, cellular component: nucleus. The record is from RefSeq and is a predicted model, not a curated record. Gene Ontology annotation, molecular function: damaged DNA binding; 8-oxo-7,8-dihydroguanine DNA N-glycosylase activity.